AUGGCUCUACUUCCCUACUAUGCUUUUGGUGGUUUUAACGACUCAGUCUCCUUAACUCCUUUCAAUGUGACGGUAACCGAGGAUCCUCUGCGCGUUCACUCGAACAGCAACGAGACCAUCACGGCUGAAGCGAGGAGCACCACAAGCCUCAUCAUCGCCAUCUGUAUCACGGCUCUCUACUCUCUCAUCUGUGUGGUAGGACUGCUGGGAAACGUGCUUGUGAUGUACGGGGUGGUCAGGUACACCAAGAUGAAGACGGCCACCAACAUCUACAUCUUUAACUUGGCUCUUGCAGAUGCCCUCGCCACCAGCACCCUCCCCUUCCAGAGUGCCAAGUACUUGAUGGGCACGUGGCCCUUUGGGGAGGUGUUGUGUAAAGUGGUGAUCGCCAUCGACUACUACAACAUGUUCACCAGCAUCUUCACGCUCACCAUGAUGAGCGUGGACCGCUACAUCGCCGUCUGUCAUCCAGUGAGGGCCCUGGACUUUCGCACGCCUGCCAAAGCCAAGCUCAUCAACGUCUGCAUCUGGAUCCUCUCCUCUGUUGUCGGAGUGCCUGUGAUGGUCAUGGCUGUUACUAGACAGAAACUUAAAGCAAACACUGCCUGCGAACUCCAAUUCCCCAAUCCUGACUGGUACUGGGAGACAGUGAUGAAGAUCGGCGUGUUUAUCUUCGCCUUCGUGGUCCCCGUCCUGGUCAUCACCAUCUGCUACGGUUUGAUGAUCCUGCGGCUCAAGAGCGUCCGUCUGCUCUCCGGCUCCAAGGAGAAGGACAGGAACAUGCGAAGGAUCACCCGCAUGGUCCUGGUGGUGGUGGCAGCCUUCAUCAUCUGCUGGACUCCCAUCCACCUCUUCAUCAUUGUCAAAACCAUGGUGAAAACUGACAACAGAAACGUGUGGGUGGUGGCCUGCUGGCACCUGUGCAUCGCACUGGGCUACACCAACAGCAGUCUCAACCCCGUACUUUACGCCUUCUUGGACGAGAAUUUCAAAAGGUGCUUCAGGGAUUUCUGCCUGCCCUAUCGCUCCCGACUGGAGCAGAGCAGUUUUUCCAGGGCGCGCAACAGCACCAGGGAGCCCUUGUCUGUUUGUGCUCCUGCGACAACACAGAGACCGCCAGCCUGACUAGGCAUGGAUCAAUGCGGGGGAAGAUCAGUUCAGGAUGACCUCCAGACUGAGAUCACCACAACAGGAGUCUGAGACCACAGACGUGGCCGUUGGAGCGCCAUAAUGUAAAUAUGGCGGUUUUGGUCUCAUAUCAUGACAUUCCUGAGACACGAUUCUUGAAGGAUUGUGGUUUACAAUGAUCAAAUGCAUACCUGUGUGCCUAUGCAUAAGAAAAUGGAUACAAAAUGUAUAACCCUGAUUUGGCUCUGCACUCUGCUUUUAGGCCGUUUGCAAGUCUUCACACCCAUAUUAGGUGAACAACGUAGGACACAUUUCCAAAAUGAUCGGAUAAUCAGGAAGGGAUAGAACCUAAACACACAGACAAGGCCACAGGAGGAGUCUUUUUAUGGCCAAACCAUGGCCGGUGUAUGAUUGGCUGAGUUGGUCAUGUGACCUCAAUCCAACAGAUCAUUUAUUUCUUUGAUGAAGGCCAGACUGACUCUGAAUUUCCCCGUAACAUUAGCAGUGCAAUGCUGGCAGACAGUCAACAGGGAAUAUAUUGCUGUCUGCUGUCACACUCAGUUAAAUACUACCAGUGAUGAAGAUGUAUGUUAACUUGUAAAAUUACUUUCCAUCCCUAAAUGUGGGGUACCAUCUAUAAGGGAUUAUAAGUUGUUUAGUGAUGCCUUCAAAUUAAACUAAAUAUUACCUUUUUUUGUCCACAGCUGUUACUAGGGAGAAACUUAAAGGUGAGUUUUUGUACUGAUUAAGUAGAACAUUUCCACAUUUUGGUAAACAUUUUUGGCCAAAGCUGGGCUGAGGAAACAGCUGUAAACUUUGACAAACGCCUAUUUACACAUCCAGCAGUAACAGAGCAACAUUAUGAUUCACUUAAAGUUCUGUUUCCCACUACUUGACAAAUGUAAGUGGAAGUUUGACUCUUUUUUAGCUGCCAACUGCUUUCAGCAGCUCACUGUGUCUGCUGUUUAGCGUUGUGUUCAGU
Messenger RNA from Eleginops maclovinus (Patagonian blennie), 2110 nucleotides. RefSeq names its product opioid receptor, delta 1b (gene oprd1b). Gene Ontology annotation, biological process: neuropeptide signaling pathway; G protein-coupled opioid receptor signaling pathway. Gene Ontology annotation, cellular component: neuron projection; plasma membrane. The record is from RefSeq and is a predicted model, not a curated record. Gene Ontology annotation, molecular function: neuropeptide binding; G protein-coupled enkephalin receptor activity. Lineage: Eukaryota; Metazoa; Chordata; Actinopteri; Perciformes; Eleginopidae.